Coffea arabica (coffee) is the source of this 9351-nucleotide messenger RNA. Lineage: Eukaryota; Viridiplantae; Streptophyta; Magnoliopsida; Gentianales; Rubiaceae. The record is from RefSeq and is a predicted model, not a curated record.
GCCAAAGGUGUUACUGUUCAUUCACUUUUUCGUCGUCGGUAUCACGUGCCAGAGGCGUGUCUUUUUUUUUUUUUUUUCGGUGACCAGGGAACUGUGAAGAAGAGCCACCUUAAACGCGUGCUCAUUGUAAUAAUUCCCAAGCUUGGGGUUAGUGGGGUUUGCCAGGGGAAGGAAAACGCUGUCAUAAUUAGGGGCCUGGGAGGAGGAGUUUCUGUUUGCUUUUCCUGAUAGUCAGCAGAGAAAAGUUCCCAGUUGUGAUUUCGUCUCUUCCGGCCAUUUCCUUAUGGCUUCCCGUUUCUUUUCCUAAUUUCCUUUCUUUCUCCUGAUUUCUUUUCCUAAUUUUAUUUUAAGGCGUUAUACUCUCAUCUUGGUUUCACCAUUUUCUUUUCUUGCGUCGAUGUUGGUGGCUUUCAGCGGAGAAAAGUUCCCAGUUGUGAUUUCGUCUCUUCCGGCCAUUUCCUUAUGGCUUCGUGUGCUAAUUAUACAAACGAGUCUUCCUGUUUGCCCAAUUGGUAGAGUUGCUCUCUUGUGCAUUUAUCAUUUUCUUUUAACAGCACUUCUAAGUUUUAGAUUCUGUAUCCUUGGGUUGGGCAUCUACUUUCUUGGAAUACGCUACUGAGAAACAAGGCAACCCAGAGAAAUAAGAAUAAGGAAUGCCCUAUUAACAUAACACUCUAAGAGCCAAAGGUGUUACUGUUCAUUCACUUUUUCGUCGUCGGUAUCACGUGCCAGAGGCGUGUCUUUUUUUUUUUUUUUUCGGUGACCAGGGAACUGUGAAGAAGAGCCACCUUAAACGCGUGCUCAUUGUAAUAAUUCCCAAGCUUGGGGUUAGUGGGGUUUGCCAGGGGAAGGAAAACGCUGUCAUAAUUAGGGGCCUGGGAGGAGGAGUUUCUGUUUGCUUUUCCUGAUAGUCAGCAGAGAAAAGUUCCCAGUUGUGAUUUCGUCUCUUCCGGCCAUUUCCUUAUGGCUUCCCGUUUCUUUUCCUAAUUUCCUUUCUUUCUCCUGAUUUCUUUUCCUAAUUUUAUUUUAAGGCGUUAUACUCUCAUCUUGGUUUCACCAUUUUCUUUUCUUGCGUCGAUGUUGGUGGCUUUCAGCGGAGAAAAGUUCCCAGUUGUGAUUUCGUCUCUUCCGGCCAUUUCCUUAUGGCUUCGUGUGCUAAUUAUACAAACGAGUCUUCCUGUUUGCCCAAUUGGUAGAGUUGCUCUCUUGUGCAUUUAUCAUUUUCUUUUAACAGCACUUCUAAGUUUUAGAUUCUGUAUCCUUGGGUUGGGCAUCUACUUUCUUGGAAUACGCUACUGAGAAACAAGGCAACCCAGAGAAAUAAGAAUAAGGAAUGCCCUAUCGGAAACAAGAGAACCCAAAGAAAUAGAAAUAAGCUAUUACUGUUUAAAAAAAAAAAAAAACUAUAUUGCUGGUAAUUUCCGAUCUGUCCAUUACAGAAACUGGAAUUUUUUACAUAGCAAUUGCGAAGUACAGAAGUAGAAGGAAGAAUUUGAUAAAUACAAAUUGCGCUCCGCUGCCUUUUUCCUUAGAAAGACUUUUUCCCCUUUAGAAAAAAAACACCUUUUCCUCUCAGCUAUAGCUGCUUAGCUCGCUGCUUACUUUCACCUUGAAUGCAGCUACUUUUAUUUUUUUUCCAGCCUGUAUUUUUUUUUCCAAUCUCAAUGUUAACUAGAUUUUUUGACUCUUUUGCCUUGUACGACAACGGCACGUUUAAAUACCCUCAUUUAUAUUUUUCAUGUUUCCAAAUAGUUUUAGUUUCGCGUUUUUGUCCCCUUCCAAUAUAUUAAUCAUACAUAUAUAUGCCUUCAUCCCUUCCGAACACGUUGUACUAUCUUUUCUUUUCUAUACUGUUCAUAUGUCGUGCCUUUCUGUUUAUUUUUUCCCUCCAUAUAUGUGUGAUUGGUCUCUUAAAUUUUGAUGCUUAUUACCCAUUUUUUGCCCCGGAUACCCACUUAACGCCAUUUUCUGCUAACAUUCAUUGGGAUACUCCAAGCUUUGAAUAGAUCGCACGUUUUCCAUCAGCGUCAGAUCCAUUGUUCUUUGCAAUGUUCAGUUUUGCCUUCGUUGCUUCUAUCGAUCUUUACCAGUUUUUGUGCAAUGUCAAUAGUCAUUCACAGGGAUCUUCGUAUGAUAGCCGUGCAGAGAUAGUAGCCAUACAAAAAAAAGGUCAGCUUUUUACUAUUUUUAGCCUUCUUUACAUGGAUCUUCGUUUCAGCCCAAUAGCCGUGCAGAGGAAAAAAGUGUGCUUACAAUGUUCUAUUAAGCCUUCUGCUUUAUCUGGGCUUCUUCCCUUCCUUUGUUUCUUCUCCUUGCUUUACAGUCAGGCAGCCUUUCUUGCCAUCAGGUUGGUGAGUAAAGCUUUUCUGCAUGCCUCUUGCAUCCUUUAUUUACAAUGUACACCAUACGCUUGCUAAUUUUUUUCCUUUUGUGCUUACACAUUUUUUUUAUAUUUUCUCCCUGUCUUUGUACUUUCCAGUGGAGCUUUCUUCCAAGAGUCACACAGCAAGCUCGGUUGCUUCUCUCGUUGUUUCUUCUUUUUUAAGUAAGAUCCGUACAGCCUUAUUCUUGGUUGCAUGGACUACAACUUAGUUCGCCGUGGUCGUUAUGCGGCCAUGGACAAAGACAAAAAAGAUGCUUUGCUUCAGCGUAGAAGAGAUGCUUAUGCUGCAAAGAAAAACACUUCCCAUGUCCCAAAGGAUAGCACUGAACCUGCCUAUCAAACUAAGCUAUAUACACAUAAGGCAGGAAACUCUGCAUCUGGUUCACCAUCUACAUUGCAACAGAUAGACGUAUCUGCUCUUGCAUCUAAGGUGUCGCAUGCUGAUCAGCAGAGCCUUAUUGAAGCUUCUGCUCCUCUUAUGCGUCGACCAAAGAAGUAUAGGAGCCGCCGCAUAAAGCAUUCUUGUGAUAUUCCAUCUGCUUCGCAACAAAUGAAUGCAUCUGCUUCUAUCCCUGAGCCGUCUGAUAACCAUGAUGCCCAAUUGCCCGUGCAUGCCCAUGAAUUAGCUGAUCUUUUUGACUCUAUUGCAAAUCGCUUGAAUUCUAAACUUGAAACCCAGUCAACUCCUCACCACCCUUAUUCCUCUAUUUCUCCCUCUUCUGUACAACCAUCAUUGGAAGUUCCUGCUGUUCUGCCUAUAGAGGAAGGUACCUGUGUUAUUGGUCUAGAUAAUGCUCAGCCAUUCGAGUCUCAAAACAGACCAACCAUUGUCGUAAAUACAUCUGUUCCUUCCAGAGGGAAACGGAAAAAAACCUCACGCUUGGAUAAGAUUCCAGAUAGCCCUCUUGUGCUGCCACAAGCUCCAGACUGUAAACAUUGUGGAGCAAAAAGAUUUCAUUUAGAGCCCCCCAAUUUCUGUUGUUCCGGAGGAGAGGUUUCUGUCGUCAUCCCAGUCAUGCCUUAUAGCCUUUACCGUCUUUUUUCUGGUGUGGACGAGGAAUCAGUGGAGUUUAGGAAGAACGCUCGUACCUACAACAAUAACGUGGCUUUUACAUCUUUUGGUGCCAAAUAUGACCAUGAAUUAACAAAAAACACCAAGGGAGUUUACACCUUUCGAGUUCAGGGACAGGUCUACCAUCUACUGAAUGGCUUAGUUUCUCAGAACAAUCAACCAACAGGGAUUCAGUUGUACUUUUAUGAUCAAGAAGAGGAAUUGUCUAAAAGGCUCAGCAGCUCACCCAGGUUACGCGAGAGUACCCUCCGUCUCUUAAUGCGAAUCUUAGAGUCUAACCCUUACACUAAGUUCUUUAAGAACCUUCGGCAUGUUAACAAUCUUGAAGAUCAUAGGAUCGUUCUUAAUUGUAACCCUGAGCUGGAUCAAAGGGUAUAUAACUUGCCCACUUCGUCUCAAGUUGCUGCAAUUUGGACUGAAUCUGAAGAUGAGGCACUUGAAAGAAAUGCUCACAUUCAAGUUUAUACCCACUCAAACACCAGCCAUAGGAUACAACACUAUUUUUCAUGCUAUGAUACAUUGCAGUAUCCUCUCCUGUUUCCACAUGGUGAGUCUGGUUGGCAUCAUGGUAUCUUAAGAAAUUCUGCUUCUAGGAAACGAAAAAGAAGCUCUUCGGAUGAUGUUGAUCUUCCUGAUGCUUCUUUAAUAGGGACUGCAUCAGACCUUAUUCGCCUAGAACAAGAAGCUGCUGAGCGUGGAAAAAAGGAACGCCUGACUGUCUCUGCUAGGGAAUAUUAUUGUUACUUGCUUCAGAUGAGAGAAGCGGAUAGGUCCAUGUUGUUGCACACCGGCCGGUUGUUGCAACAGUUUGUUGUGGAUAUAUAUGUUAAGAUUGAGACAUCUAGGCUUGACUUCCAUAGAAAAAAUCAGAAUGAUAUUAGAACAGAAAUUCUCCAGGGUGUCAUGGAUAGUAUAGCUGCAGGAAAGAGUGAGGGGAAGCAAGUAGGCCGGAGGGUAUAUCUUCCAUCUUCCUUUAUUGGCGGCCCCAGAGAUAUGCGGCGUCGUUAUGUGGAUGCAAUGGCGUUAGUUCAAAAAUUUGGCAAACCCGAUCUGUUCAUUACUAUGACAUGCAAUACCCAAUGGAAAGAGAUUCAAGAAAAUUUAAAAUAUGGAGAAUCGGCACAGGAAAGGCCAGAUCUGGUUUCUAGGGUGUUUAGAGCAAAGUUUGAGAUGCUCAAGGCUGAAAUACUUAAGAAAAAAAUAUUCGGUGAAGUUGCAGCGUGCGUUCAUGUAAUUGAAUUCCAGAAAAGAGGCCUUCCCCAUGCUCACAUACUCUUGAUUCUUAAGCCUGAAUAUAAGCUGUUAAGUCCAGAAGCUUAUGACCGAAUUGUUUCUGCUGAGAUCCCAGAUCCGGAUAGCCAAAAAUAUUUAUACUCUCUUGUUGUCAGGCAUAUGAUGCAUGGCCCUUGUGGACAGUUGAAGCCUGAUAAUGUUUGCAUGAAAAAUGGGUUUUGCAAGAACCAUUUUCCAAAAGAUUACUGUGACUUCACUAUCCAUUCAGAAGAUUCCUAUCCACAUUAUAGACGUCGAAGGAAUGGUCCAACUGUAAGAGUGCGCAAACAGUUAUUAGAUAACCGCUGGGUUGUCCCGUAUAAUCCUUACCUUCUUGCGCUGUUUGAUUGCCACAUGAAUGUUGAGGUUUGCUCAACUGUCAAGCUGGUCAAGUAUUUAUACAAAUAUGUCUACAAGGGCCAUGACCGUGUAAGCUUUCAUGUUCAUUCUGGUUCUGGCCCUGAAGACAUUGACGAAAUCAAUGAGUUCCAGUCCGGAAGAUGGGUUGCUGCUGCAGAGGCAUUUUGGCGUAUCUACAGAUUUUCACUAAAUGAAAUGACUCCCUCUGUUUACACUCUUCAAUUACACCUUCCAGGACAACAAAUGAUUUCUUUCCAUAAAAAUACUGAUCUUGCUGACCUUUUGGACCGUGCCGCUUUUAAAAAGACCAUGCUUACACAGUUUUUUCGUAUGAACCGGACCAAUAAAGCAGCUCAGAAGCUUAAUUGCUUGUAUCGUGAAUUCCCUGAAUAUUUUGUUUGGAAGCCAGAGAAAAAAAAAUGGUCUCAGAGGAAACGAAAAAAGGUGAUUGGUAGAAUGGUGACUGUAAGUCCAAUUGAAGGUGAACGUUAUUAUCUUAGGCUGCUACUGUCUCAUGUUCGUUCUCCCAAAUCCUUUAAGGAUCUUUUGACUAUUAAUGGCAAGCUUGCAUUAUCGUAUAGAGAGGCUGCCUUUCAGAUGGGUCUUCUCCAAUCUGAUACUCAUGUAGAGGACACUCUUGAUGAUGCAGUGGCAUUUCAAAUGCCAUAUUCACUGAGGACUUUAUUUGCAAUUUUGUUGGUUUACUGCUCGCCCAGUGAUCCAAAGUCAUUGUGGGAAAAAUAUGAGGCUGCCCUGUCUUCUGAUUUUGAAAGAAAUAAAGAUCUUUCUGGUUACGAUUCAGAAGAAGUUAGGAGGCGUGUUCUGCAAGAUAUUAAUAAAAUGUUGGAACAAAUGGGAAAAAAUGUUGGUGAUUACCAUCUUGUGCCUGACAACUUUCACCUUGCUCCUGAUGAACAGGUUGCAAAAGAAAUUCAGAAUGAACGAAAUAUUCCAUUUACUGAGGAGGACUUACUUUUGUCUUCGAAGUUGAACAUAGGUCAGAGACAUGCCUAUGAUGUUAUUAUGUCUGAAGUUCUCUCUUCAGGGAGUAAAAGUUUUUUUGUUGACGGGCCUGGUGGAACAGGAAAGACAUUCCUUUAUCGUUCCAUUCUUGCAACGCUCAGGUCUCGUGGUCUCAUAGCAAUAGCUGUUGCUUCGUCUGGUGUGGCUGCUUCUAUUCUUCCGGGAGGCCGGACUGCGCACUCGCGCUUUAAAAUUCCUUUGGAUGUGUCCGCAAACAAAAUUUGCCAGAUUAGCAAACAAAGCUCUGUUGCAAGGCUGAUCACGCUUGCUAAGCUAAUUCUCUGGGAUGAAGCAUCCAUGACUAAAAAAGAUACUGUUGAAGCAUUUGACUUGUUACUAAAGGAUGUCAUGGAUUCUAAUAAACCUUUUGGAGGUAAGGUUGUGGUUUUUGGAGGUGACUUCCGACAAACCUUGCCUGUUAUACCAAAUGCUUCAAGGGACCAACAGAUUGAGGCUAGCUUUGUUCAUUCACCUUUAUGGAGAACUCUUCAGAAAAUAACUUUAGAGGAGAAUAUGCGCGCUAUUUCAGAUCCCCAAUACUCAGAGUUUCUUUUGAGAGUAGGAGAGGGACAUGAGCCAGAAGAUGACGAGGGGAAAAUAUCUCUGCGUAAGGACAUAUUAAUUCCAUUUGAUACUAAAGAUGGCUCGCUUAAUAGGUUGAUAGGCUUCGUCUUUUCAGACCUGCAUGCUUAUUCGAUCGAUCCAUACGCAAUGAUCAACAGGUGUAUCCUUACGCCGAAGAAUUCCUGUGUUGAUGACAUCAAUGAUGUGCUCAUUGAUCGUUUCCCUGGACAAGCUUUUGUUUUCAUGAGUACAGACAGGACUCUCAAUGAAAAAGAUCAGGGAGAUUAUCAAGACUUCCUGAACUCUUUGAAUCCAAAAGGAUUACCCCCCCAUAAAUUAGUCUUAAAGGAAAACUGUCCGGUCAUUCUGCUUAGGAACCUAAAUCCCGCAGAGGGAUUGUGCAACGGAACACGGCUUAUUUGCAAACACCUUAGACAACAUGCCCUUUGUGCAGAAAUUGCAGUAGGCCAACAUCGAGGCAAGAGAGUGAUUCUGCCUAGGAUUCCCCUUCAAACAUCUGAUAAUGAAAAAAAUGGCAUUCCUUUUAAACGAACACAGUUUCCAGUGAAGCUGUGCUUUGCCAUGACCAUCAAUAAGUCACAGGGCCAGACAUUAGAUCGAGUUGGUAUCUAUCUACGUGAACCCGUGUUCUCACACGGACAAUUAUACGUUGCUUUGUCUCGGGCUAAAAUGUCCAGUGCAGUUAGAGUCCUUAUAAUGCCACCAACAUUUUUUGCUACUAAAACUGUACCUGAAUCUAGAACAAGGAAUGUUGUCUACCGUGACAUCCUUGAAUUAGCUGCUAAAUGACUAUCUAUACUAAGGUAUUGCCGGCUCGGUGGAUUUAUACACGCCUUUUCUGAAUUUGCUAGCAGUUUUUAUCUAACUUGCAUCUUUAUUUGCCUUCUGUUUUUGCUUUACCAUGACCUUAUGGAUUUUCGUACACCUUUGGUGCAGAAUGGGUGACCUUUUGUUCAUUGAUGACAUCAAGCCUGGAAUGAAAUCUUGGACAGCUAUAGUAACGGUCCAAGAAAAAUUGAAUGUUGGCUCUGCACCCUCCACUCCAACAAAAUGGCAAAAGUUUAUUUUUGUUGACUCAAAUGGGUCAAAGGUCCAGGGAGUGCUUUUUGACUAUGCCAUACAGAAAAUGGGGCCUAAGCUCAAGCUUUACAAAAAAUAUCGCAUCUCAAAUGCUGAAGUCAGGGCUGCUGCUGAAAGGUUCCAGCUUGAUGGACUUAAACUCCAGUGGAUUAUAAGCACCAAAACUGUUGUUGAAGAAAUUGAUGAAGCUGAUUCAAGUGUGUUGCCGUUCCACUUUGAUUUCACGGCUUAUAAAGACCUGCCUCCUUACGUAGACAUGAAAUAUGAAACUGUUGAUGUCAUUGGAAUAGUCAUUCAUGCAUCGGCGAUUAUUCCAAUCCACAAAGAUUCACGUGAAUUACUGGUGCAAAAAUUUUGGCUUGUGAAUGAAGAAAUGAAUCCUAUUCUGCUGUCUCUUUGGAAUGAGUUCACUGAAAAUCAAGGAAAAUCUAUCACUGAUCUGAAAGACAAGCAUCCCGUUUUAAUAUGUCGCAGGCUCAAUGUUGUUAUGUACAAUGGAAUUGCUUUGUCAACUAGGAAUGACUCAGUUAUUCUUGUCAAUCCACCAGUCAGAGAAGCUAAUCAGCUAAAGCAUUGGGCUGCCAGGAAUGAAAAAAGCUUUGCGGGGCUUCUUCAGGAUAACAUGCAUGCUAAACAAAGUCCUCAGCUAUUUCACGAAUCACAUCAGAAAAUUAUUUCUAUCAUUGAUGUUGUACCAACGCAAAAGGUUUCAUGGGUUAAGGCAUAGAUUUCUUUCAAACACAUUGUUCAAAAAUACUAUUACAUGGGUUGCAUAAAAUGCCACCGCAUGACUGCUGCAAACUUUGGAACUACGUUUACUUGCAAUCACUGUAAUGAGAAACAACAGGCUUCUCCCAGGUGUCGCUUUGAUGUAGACCUCACUGACCACACUGAUACACUCACUGCAUCUGUGUUUGGUGACUUAGCUGAAACUUUGCUCACAUUUACUGCACUUGAAGCAAUGAAUUAUCACGAAGAGAAUGCAGAAUUGCCGCUAGAAAAAGUCCAUCAGGAACUACAAUCAAAGAUGUUCACAAUACAGCUAAAGCCAGCAGCUACCAGGGAUGGAGGAGGUCAUCAGCGUUAUACAAUUGUCUAUUGUUUUGAGGAUGCAAGCUCUGAAGAAUCUGCUAACAAGUCUGCAAAUCCUAAUGUCCAGACUUGUUUUGAGGAAGUUGGCAAUACUGUCCCAGCAAGUGUAGCACCAGAAAACCAAGUUUCUUCAUCAAAGGUGCGAAUUCGUCUUGAUACAAAGUUUGAUCAAUCUGAAGAUGCAAACGACAAUACAUCCAAAGACGAGAAGGCAUCCAUCAGCAAAAAGGCAAAGAAAAAUUGAUUGCCUUUCCGUUCCUUAGUUUUCUGGCUAUGAAUUCAGAUGUCUAUGUCUUUUGCUAAUGCUUAAAGCAUUCAUUUUGCUGCAGCUUUUGAAACUAUAUAUCGAACUUAUAACCUACCUUUUUGAAGUCUUAGCUUUAUCAACCAUCUGAACAGAUGUCUGACACGUAUUGCUAUCCCUUAUUAGUCAUUACAUUAUCUGCUGCAAUUCUAUAUAUAUUAAUUGUCUGACUUUUGUCAA